Molecule: messenger RNA, 1504 nt
Organism: Esox lucius (northern pike)
Lineage: Eukaryota; Metazoa; Chordata; Actinopteri; Esociformes; Esocidae
Product: myosin heavy chain, clone 203-like
Exons: 13
Coding region: 93-1385 (430 amino acids)
Molecular function (GO): DNA binding
Source: RefSeq, a predicted model, not a curated record
CAGCCGCUACAGCGUCGCGUAGUUGAUUACGUCAUCCGCAUGCGGCCCAGCACACUAUCUUUCGCGCCGAAAGAUAACGGCUGGGCGUAAAAAUGGCGAUAUCAGCGUUGGAGAUCCGCUAUGUCCUACUUGAAUGGACUGAGGGUGAGGAUAGAGGGGCCCAUAGUAUUUUGGCUCUCGACUGUGUCCGGAAUUUUUCAGUAAAAAAAUUUCUUGAAAGGACUGAAAAAACCGAGAAGCUGGUGGAAUGGCGAAAAGGCCGCCAACCCUGGCAGGUGCACCUAGCAAGAAUUAUUGACGUGGCAAAAUUUGAAAAAACUCUCCAAAUUAAACUGCGUGGGAUCGAGAUGGAGAAAGAAGUCACACAGCAAACAAAACGUCCUCACAUCCCAAACUCAAAGUACCGUGAUCAGGGGCAGACUGAGAAGGCUUCAAAGAAAAGGGUUGACAAUAAAAAGAGAAGUCCUUCUAAAUACAACCACGAGGAGGAGGAGGAGGAGGAGGAGGAUGAGGCGCGUCAUGACAGGCCUUCAAAGAACAAGCGGGCCAGCGAAGAGGAGGAGCGUAUUGGGGAUGAAGAGGACAUAGUACCACCCUCUAAGAAAAAGACAGCUGCUGAAUUUAGAAAACACCUGGAUGAACAGAUGUGGGAGAGAAGGAAACUUGACCAAAUGCAAAGAAAUUUGCAGGAGUUGAGAAAUGAAGUCCAUUCUCUUAAAAAUGAAAAUGCACGUCUGAAAGACAUUAUCAUCAAUCAAAUCCCUCAAAUGAAAAGUGACAUCGCCAUUAUUGCUCAAAAGAAGACUGGAAGGACUCCUGUGGAGGAUCUAGAUUCCUCCUUCUCGACCUUUGGAGAAAUGCAACCGACUCCAGAGAGGAGACAGAGCCCAGAGGACACCGAGCCCUUUAAAGAGAGUCCCAUGGUGACUGAGCGCUUUCGAGAGACACCACAGACUGCAGCAACAGCUGAGACCUCAGCGAAAACACAGAUGGAAGUUAUAAAGGGCUCUGGGGUGUUUUGCCAGGCAGAAGCGUGGAAAGCAGCCCGCCUUGCCCCCUCUGCUACUGCCAUGGUGCGGAAUCUGCUGCUGGGCACCUUUGAUUUGGAGACUUUGCUGAAAAGCAACCUGAAUGGUGGGAAGCCAACCAGAGGGGAUGGGGAGCAGCUGGUCGCACUUGACCAAAUUAAAAAGGCAGCCAUUAUUGCCACAUUGCUGGGGUAUUGCGCUGUAAGAUGCUACAUUGAAGAAGUGGCCGGCAGCCAGCCGAGGGCAGAUAGGCACAUCUAUCAAUUCAAAGCUCACGGAGCUGAGAAGAUCAACAAGAUAAAUAGUUUUUUUUUUCUAUUCAGUUUUUUGUCUUGUUUUUGUUCUUGUUCUAUUUGAUUGUUCUUAAGUAAAUAAAUAAAUGUACAUUUCUACAUUUUGGGCUUUUAUUUAUGUUGCAUAGUAGCUAUGGAUUUUAAUAAUUUUACUAAUAUAUAGGUAAACAUAUAGGUGCAUAU